AUGGAUUGGAUGAAAAACAAUGUUGAACCCGUCGUCCCCGGAACCCGUAUUCGUGGAAUUGUAGUCGGAAACGAGGUUCUAGGCGGUGGCGAUCAGGAACUCUGGGAGGUCCUGCUACCGUCGGUGAAAAACAUGCACACUGAUCUUGACCUCCUCCACCUUGCCGACGAUGAGGUUUCAAGCCCACAUUCCGCUGGUGGCUUCGCUCGAAUAGAAGACACGAAAACGAAAUUACAUUAUGAUAACAUGUUCGAAGCACAAAUCGAUGUCACUUACACUGCUUUGGAAAAAGCUGGAUUUGAGAAGAUGGAGGUUAUAGUAUUGGAAACCGGAUGGGCUUCAAAUGGUGAAGCGAAUGAAGCGGGAGCUAUGUUGAGUAAUGCGAGAACAUAUAAUCUCAACAUAUUGAAAAGACUACUGAAGAAGAAAGGUACACCUUACAGACCAAAUUCAGAAAGAGACUCGCCUUUCUGUCCAUCUGGAAUUUCUGAAAUCCCUAAUCACCUAAUCAAAGCAUGCACAGCCCUAGGCGACUUCGGUGAAGAAUCCUCUCUUCCUACUCUCUGGGACACCUUGCCUACAAUCGUCGUCGUUGGUGGUCAGACCUCUGGAAAAUCAUCUGUGUUGGAGAGUGUAGUUGGCAAGGAUUUUUUGCCUCGUGGUUCUGCUGUGAACUUUACCCUCACUGAUCUUCCUGGCUUGACAAAAAUAGUUGUUGAGGGGCAAUCUAAUAGCAUUGUGCAAGAUAUUGAAAACACGGUGAGGUCAUACAUUGAAAAGAUGAUGUCGAAUCCGGAAUCGAUAAGAAUGGCGACAGAUAGCAUCAAAUACAUGAAAGUUGAGGACUUGAGGCAUGCUGGAGAACAAUUGAAGUCAACUCGACCAGAUGAGAUGGCUGAGAUAUUGGAAGCUAAUAACCGAAAUAACAAUAUGUUACCACCUCCAUGGGCAAUUGCUGUUAUGUUCAUCCUAGGAUUUAACGAGUUUAUGACACUUUUAAGGAAUCCAUUAUGGCUGCUUGUUAUUUUUGUGGGUUAUCUUCUUUUCAAAGCUUUGUGGGUCCAACUAGACAAAUCCGGAAUUCUGUCUUUAUCCAUGAAGUUUCUUCCUACAGUCACAAAUCUACUUAGAAAACUAGUCGAAGAGGGGCAAAAGCCUGUUGCAACCCAACCACAAGUAUUAGGGAGUUUUCAAGGGGUAGUUUCGUCAUCUGGCUCAUCUGGUGUAACCAUGGAAAAUGGAAAUGGAAACGAGUACACUAGUCCCACCACACAUGUCAAAGAGCAAUAUGUUCCACCUAUCACUCACAUUCAUUUAUUUGAUCACACACUUGAUGGAAAGUCGGGCAAUGCUUCAAGCGUUUACUUGCCAUCCACGCCAGGUGGACAGCCGCCCAAGACACUAAGUUCAACAUUUUUACCUGGUAGACCGGGUGGAAAACCAAUGACACGGAGGAUAUUGUUUUACUAUUCAAACAUUUGUUAUAAAGUAUUUGUGAACUUGCACAAUUGUAACUAA
Messenger RNA from Lactuca virosa, 1518 nucleotides. The record is from the annotation of a GenBank genome assembly. Lineage: Eukaryota; Viridiplantae; Streptophyta; Magnoliopsida; Asterales; Asteraceae.